This is a messenger RNA of Ophidiomyces ophidiicola, 471 nucleotides long. RefSeq lists its product as uncharacterized. The coding region runs from base 1 to 471 and encodes 156 amino acids. The record is from RefSeq and is a predicted model, not a curated record. Lineage: Eukaryota; Fungi; Ascomycota; Eurotiomycetes; Onygenales; Onygenaceae. The transcript is spliced from 4 exons.
AUGCGCGUGCGAUUCAUCCAGGCCUUCGCCACGGUGCCGCGAGAGCUGUUCCGCCUCAACAACGGACCGGCGGUGCGCCUGCGGGCUCGACCAGGCCCGACGCGACCGCAGGGGGUGUUCGACCUGUUGACGCACAACGGCAUGGUGCUGCCCAAGGCAUUGUCGCCGGAGACAUACCAGCCACCCAACGAAGCGUCGCUGCGUCCCAACACACCGCGGCAGCGCGAGCUGGUCGACGAUGCCUGGGGAGACGCCGCGUGCGUCUACGCCAUUCCUGCCGGGACUCGGCUGCCUGACGAUCUGAUCCUCGUCCAUGAGUUCCGCACGCACUACUCGCUGCAGGCGAAGCGGAAGAUGACCGUCGAAGAGCUAAACGACACGAUCACCCGCUUCCUGCAGUCCGACGCCCGCUGCCUGACGAAGCAGCAGUGGCUGCGGGAAUAUCCACAACCAACCGAGGACGAGGUGUGA